Molecule: messenger RNA, 1320 nt
Organism: Coprinopsis cinerea okayama7#130
Lineage: Eukaryota; Fungi; Basidiomycota; Agaricomycetes; Agaricales; Psathyrellaceae
Exons: 8
Coding region: 1-1320 (439 amino acids)
Biological process (GO): mRNA splicing, via spliceosome
Cellular component (GO): ASAP complex; cytoplasm; nucleoplasm
Molecular function (GO): zinc ion binding; RNA binding
Source: RefSeq, a predicted model, not a curated record
AUGGCCGGCGUCGCUGCGUCUCCGGAAGAUCAAAAUCUGCAGAACAACAGCUGGGGUCCUCAAGAUGACCAGUCAAUAGGUCCAGUCGGGAACGGCCAAUCGACAAACGGAGGAGCGUCUAUCCCUGUCGACGACCACCUUGGUCAGGAUCCUGAAAACCCGGAAUAUCCUCGUGGAUCCAGUGUAGGCGACAUGAGCGUUUCUGGAAACACCAAGGGCGACACCUACCGCGGCGAAAAACAAGUCAAGCCGAACAAGGUCUAUAUCGGUGGACUCCCUGAGCACACAAGGCAGGAAGAUCUUCAGAACUGUUUUGGCAAAAUUGGCAAGAUCGUCAACAUUGAACUAAAAGUUGGCUAUGGCUUCGUGGAAUUCGAAAACCGGGAGGCAGCCGAGGAAAGUGUCGAGAAAUAUCAUGAAGGCUAUUUCAUGGGCCAAAAGAUUCGCGUUGAACUCUCUCACGGCGGUGGACGUACCGCUAAAUACGCAGGUGAACCCGGGGCUUGCUUCCGAUGUGGUCAACUUGGCCAUUGGGCGAGGGAAUGCCCAACGCAGUCGGCAGCCGCUCCUCCUCGUCGUCCUCCUGCGGAUGGGCCCUUGAUCGACAGAAUCGCGCGCGACUACCCUCGUGGUGCUCCUCCCCCUCCUCGUGAUGACUACGCUCCAAGGUAUCCUCCUCGGGAUCCCCGCUACGAUUAUGCUCCGCCCCCACCCGUCCGUGACUAUAGGCGACCUCCGUCCCCCCGGGAAUAUAGGGACUAUCCACCUGUGCCCCCUAGAGGUCGGGAAUAUGACGACUAUCGCCGUGGUCCUCCAAUUCCCCCUCCGCCCAUGCAUGAUCGCGACAGGUACCCUCCCGUGGCACCUCCUGAUUACUCUAGAGGCCGAUACCCUCCACCUGAUCCUUACCGCGGCUAUCCUGGACCUGCGCCACCUGCGCCGUAUGACAGGUAUGACAGACGUCCUGCAGAAAGAUAUCCUCCUGCGUACCCUGCUCCGCUCCCUGGUGGCCGCCCCCGCACUCCGCCUGGAAGGGACUACGAUCGCCCCCCUCCUGCUAGGGAUUACCCCGAUUACCGUGGACGUCCUCCUAGCCCACCCCGUUAUCCUCCUGGUGACUAUCCUCGUGCUAGUGUAGAACCUCCCCCUGGUCGAUACAGACGUCGUUCUCUCAGCCCCGGUCCUGCUAGGUCUCCUGUUCCAUAUGAUGCUUAUGCCGCCAAUGGAUACUCUGGCAACCCUCCAGGACCUCCUCGCCGCGAUUACGGGCCUCCACCUCGAUCUGGCCGCGAGAUUGAACCUCCUUAUCGUCGUCCUUAA